This is a messenger RNA of Amphibalanus amphitrite, 3764 nucleotides long. RefSeq names its product probable 3',5'-cyclic phosphodiesterase pde-5. NCBI's taxonomy places the organism in Eukaryota, Metazoa, Arthropoda, Thecostraca, Balanomorpha, Balanidae. Gene Ontology annotation, molecular function: 3',5'-cGMP-stimulated cyclic-nucleotide phosphodiesterase activity; protein binding. The coding region runs from base 350 to 2755 and encodes 801 amino acids. Gene Ontology annotation, biological process: signal transduction; negative regulation of receptor guanylyl cyclase signaling pathway. The record is from RefSeq and is a predicted model, not a curated record. The transcript is spliced from 19 exons.
CCUGUCUCCGAGCAAACGGAUCAUCUCACGACGCUCCGGCGGCCGUCUCCCUCCACUCGCCAACGGUGACGGAGCCACCUCCAACUGUCUGACGGUUCCUGAGACAUCCAGUCUUCAUUCGCCUUCCCCGGACGCUUAUGAGUCCAGCGAUUCGAGCCAGAAGACAACCGCAAGCGGGCGGUCACGGUCUCCAGGGCGGUCUCCAGCUCUCUCCGGCAAAGGGUACUCUGUCCGCGCCACCCAAUCAACUAACCGCACCGGCUCAUCAUGCGCCGACCGCACAGAGCCGCCGUGGGACCGGCUGACGUCCGUGCUGCGGGAGCGGCCCGACCUGCUGGAGCGCUAUGUCAUGGAGCACGUCGAGCUCGACCAGCUCGAACGGUGGAUCAUCCGGAAAACGCAGCGCACCAAAACAUCACAUGGCUCGGCAACACGGAAAACAAGCUUAUCACGAUGGAAGAGCACAGACUCUGAUGUGCCGCCUCUCCCGCCGCAGUUUUGCGUACACGCCGACAAGCGCAAAAUGCUCCAGGAGCUCACCCGCUCGCUCCCCGACAAACCCGGCAUGGCUAACGUGCUCAACGAGCUGGCCGGCUGCAUCGCGUCGGCCGUGAACGCUGACUUCCAGCGGCUCUACCUGGUCGAGAAGCGCGACGGUCACGUGCACGCCUACGACCCGGAGCAGCAGCAGGUGCUGAGCACGUAUCCGAUCGGGCCCGGCACCGUGCUGGCCGCCCACGUGGCCGCCACGCGGCAGCCGCUGCGCACCAGCACUCCGUUCGUCGACAAGGACAAGUACCCGGAGGGUGUCGGCGCGCCCACGGAGGGCGCGCAGUACGUGAUGGCCCAGCCGGUGCCGCUCUCCGAUGGGGACCUGGUCGCCGUGCUGGAGCUCUACCGCAACGCCUCCAACCCAUUCUACGAGGAAGACGAGGAGAUCGUCAACAGCUACAUCGUCUGGGGCGGCAUCGCGCUCCACUACGCCGACCUCUACCACACGCUCAGCGACCAGCGCAAGGUCCACGACUUCAUACUGGAUGUCACAAAGUCGAUAUUUCAGGACAUGGUGUCGAUGGAUACACUCAUCACAAAGAUAAUGAAUUUCGCUCAGCGGCUAGUGACGGCCGACAGGGCAUCCCUGUUCCUCAUGGACGGUCGGACAAAGGAGCUGUACGCGCGGAUAUUCGAUAUGGGCAACGCAAACGGCGACUCCAGUCCGCAGGCUCAGGAGAUCAGGUUCGCCGUCGGCACGGGCAUCGCCGGCCAGGUGGCACUGAACGCGCAGGGCCUCAACAUCAUCGACGCCUACGCCGACGACAGGUUCAACAGGUCCAUCGACCAGCAGACGGGCUACGUGACGCGCUCGCUGCUCUGCAUGCCCAUCUUCAGCAGGGGCGUCGUCAUUGGCGUCGUCCAGAUGGUCAACAAGACCACGGGAGCCUACUUCACCAAGGCGGAUGAGGAGAAUUUCGAGUUUUUCGCGGUGUAUUGCGGCUUAGCGCUCCACCACGCCAAGCUAUAUGACAAGAUUCGUCGCAGCGAGCAAAAAUACAAAGUGGCGUUAGAGGUUCUCAGCUACCACAACAGCUGCACGGACCAGGAGGUGGCCGACUACAAGUCCACCUACAAUAUGUACCCGUCGCCGGGCCUGAACGACUACAACUACAACGUGUUCGAGACGUCAGAAAAGGACAAGAUCAGGGAUGCUGUGUUCAUGUUCACUGAUCUAUUCGGCACCAGUCGCUUUGACAUCGACUGCCUGAUCCGGUUUACCAUCACAGUGAUGAAAAACUACCGGAGAGUGCCGUACCACAAUUGGACGCACGGCUUCGCGGUGGCAAACAUGAUGUACUGCAUCAUCAAACACAAUCCGAACGUCUUCAAGACUAUUGAGAGCCUAGCUCUGUUCGUGGGGUCGCUGUGCCACGAUCUGGAUCAUCGGGGACGCAACAACAAGUUCAUGCUGGAGACGGACUCUGCCAUCGCGGCAAUAUACAGCACGUCCACAAUGGAGCACCACCACUUCAAUCAGACCGUCACCAUCCUGCAACAGGAUGGCCACAACAUCCUGGGCAAGCUGUCCAGCUCCGAGUACAAGCAGGCUCUCAGCAACAUCAAGCACUGCAUUCUGGCCACCGACCUGGCGCUGUUCUUCCCCAACAAGGCAAAGCUGGCCAGCAUUCUCAAGGAGGGUCUGUUCGACUGGGGCAACUCCGAACACAGGCUGCUGCUGCAGGCGAUCUCCAUGACGGCCUGUGACCUGUGCGCCAGCUCAAAGCCGUGGAAAAUCCAAAUACAGACGGUGGCCGAUAUAUUCGAGGAAUUCUACGAACAGGGUGACGCCGAAAAGCAGGCGGGCCGCAUCCCGCUGCAGCUGAUGGACCGCUCCCAGCAUGACCAGCAGGCGCACUCGCAGGUCGGCUUCCUGACGGGCAUCUGCAUCCCGUGCUACGACCUGCUCUACCAGCUGAUCCCCGAGACGCAGCUGCUGGUGGCCGGCUGCCGCAACAACCUGGCGCGCUGGAUGGACAUGGCCGAGGCCGGCGGCUGGCAGGAGGAGCUCAGUGCCGUCAACGCCCACGGCCGGUCCCGGCAGCCGGCGCUGACCUCGCCCGACCGGCCGGCCACCGGCCAGCCGCCGCCCGAGGAACAGGAGGGAGGACAGGAGGAAGGACAGGAGGAGGAGCAGCCUCCAGAGGACCAACCGCCGGAGGAGCAGUCGCCGGAGGAACAGCCGCCCGACGGCGCCAGCUAGAAGGCCGAGUUGGCCGGCUCUGGCGGAUCAGAGGACCGGCAACGCGCGUCUGUCCCCGUUCAGGGGCAGGCAGGGCCCUCAGCCCAUACUCAGACCCCUCCCCAGGGGCGAGCGGAACCCUUAGUCCACACUAAGGCACUCUGUGCCGCAGUGCCGGAUCGGUGUGGCCAGUCUCACACAGAGACGAAAAACAUUCGCGAUGGUGGCGCAAAUAUGUAGAUAGUGACGUCUGGUCUGUCAUUGCGCCGCCGUACCUCUGUCGGAUCGAUCCUAACGCGAGCUACCACAGCCUCACGUUCCUGUACCCGUCCCAGGAGCGGCAGCACAGUGACACGGCUGAACGGAUCAGCUACCGAGCGGGCCGCUGCGCUCGACUCGGCCCGAGCUCGGACUCGAAGUAAGUCACUCGCACACCACUGUACCCGCACCGGCGUGUCCCUCGCGCGCACCGGCGCGUUCCUCGCGCGCACGGGUGUCCGCUCUGUUUUCGCGCACGGACGACUGUUGUACAUUUAGACGGAGAGGCCGGCCGUAGUCCAGGUUGCUCCGCGCCACCCUGCGGCCCGGUCCCAUUGGCACGGCACGGAUAGCGACUCGGCUCACUGGGAAUGAUGGCAGACGGAGCCCGAUGGGUCCAGUCUGCCCCCAGUUCAGUCAGUUGACCGACCGUUCCGUGCCGCGCUGGACCGGGCCGCCAGGGUAGCGUAGAGCUCUGGCCGACACCGGGUGCCGUGCUCCCACGGCUGGACAAGGGCGCUCCCGCCCGGUGGCCGGUGUCAGAGCGCAAAUACACCCGUGGAGAAUGUGCGUGGGAGCGGCCGUGUAUGUCUGUACAGAUGCCAACCUGCCACACCGCGAUGUCCCAGCCGCCCGUUGUCAUGGCAACAGGGAAAACAAAGCGAACCGCUGGGGCGUGGCAGCACCCUGAGAGAAAGGUCAGCACGGAUAUAUAGCUAUUCAUAUGUAUGUGUGCGAGAGGAUAAUACAAUAAAUAAGUGGAAGGAUCGUC